GCAAAGAAUAACUUGCUGUUUAUUGUUUGAAAAAAAAAAAACUAUCUUUCAGGCUUUUUUUGGGGAAUGAUGUUUUAUUUCCCCCCAUUUUUUCCCGUCUCUUUCAGGCUUCUUGUGAAUAAGAGUUGGCGGUACUUUAUUUCCAAUGUCUUGCGGAGUUUUGAGAUGUAGACACGCAUAGCCCGGGCCAGAGGCGAGUGUGAUGGACAUCGAGCAUGAGCGAGGAAUAAAAAAGAAAAAUCAGUUUGUAAUGUCAGGGACGCCGCCUGCAGCAGCAGGCGGCGGUGGCGGGGCUGCUGCCGUAGCCGCUGCCGCCGCCGACCACUUCUGCCUCCGCUGGAACAACUACCAGACCAACAUGACGGCGGUGUUCGACCAGCUACUGCAGGAGGAGGUGUUCGUUGACGUGACGUUAUCGUGCGAGGGCGGGCAGCAGCUGCGCGCCCACAAGGUGGUGCUGGCCGCGUGCUCGCCGUACUUCCAGGCGGUGCUGCAGAACAACCCCUGCAAACACCCGAUUGUCAUCCUGCCGCGCGACGUGGCCUUCGCCGACCUGCGGGCCAUCAUCGAGUUCGUGUACCGCGGCGAGAUCGACGUGGCGCAGGAGCAAAUCAACUCCCUGCUGGCGGCCGCCGACACGCUGAAGAUCAAGGGCCUGUGUGAGGUCGGCGACGACCCCACGCACGUGCCCCCGGGCUUCACCGCUACUCCUUCGUCGGCGUCUCGCCACGCCGCCAGCGCCUCCUCCUCGGGCGGGCUCAACGCCUCGUCUUCGGGGGGCAGCCACACACCCAGGGGGCGGGGGAGCUAUACCCGUGGCCGCUACAACACAUCAUACCGCCCCCGCGGGCGCCCGCCGCUCUACGGCAGACAUCGCUACGAGCGACCUUCCCCCAAUGCACCGCGCUCCAACGACCAUCAUGAUCACCCGAAUUCCAGUAAAAGGAUCAAACUGGAGAGCACAGAGGAGGACGGCCACGGAAACGCAGGCGGCGGCGGCGGCGAGGAAGGGGACGGGUCCGUGCAGCAGCGUCCGUCCCACCACCCGCACUACGUCCACAACGGCGGUGCGCCCGCCCUUCCUGCCAGCCACGGGCCGCCCGCCGCCCACGCCCACCACGGCCCUCCUCCACAGGCAGUUCACAACCCCCAGGCUCACCCCCCAGCAGCGCACGCCCCGCCCCCCCUGCCCGAGCUGGGCCCCUCCGUCGGCCUGCCACAACCAGGUAAUAGCUGCUCUACACGUCGCGCACGCCCCUACACACACGCCCUUUACGCCCACGCCAGAGUAGUAGUGUUGUACUAG
Messenger RNA from Penaeus indicus, 1306 nucleotides. RefSeq names its product broad-complex core protein isoforms 1/2/3/4/5-like. The record is from RefSeq and is a predicted model, not a curated record. The transcript has 5 exons. NCBI's taxonomy places the organism in Eukaryota, Metazoa, Arthropoda, Malacostraca, Decapoda, Penaeidae. Gene Ontology annotation, cellular component: nucleus. Gene Ontology annotation, biological process: regulation of transcription by RNA polymerase II. Bases 203 to 1306 code for a protein of 367 amino acids. Gene Ontology annotation, molecular function: protein binding.